CUGAUACUGUCCAAGAACAAAGCCACGAACAGGAUUUUCGUAAGGGAGAAGCAACGAGAAAGUUCAACAAGUUGACGAGCGAGCGUAGUUUGAGAAAAAGAAAGCCAAAUCUGGAAUCGAAUAACCACUGGUGGUAGAGUUAGAUUCUAAAUUAAGAUAUAUUUAUUCUUCAAAAUCGAAUCGCAUGGAAAAAUAGGAGUGGAAUUGAUUUUGGAGAAGCAAAAAAGAUGGGUUCUGAUGCAGAGAAGACACAGAGCUGGUCGAAAGUGGUGGCCACCUGCCUAGCCGUGGCUGUAGGUGUUUCGUUCGUUGGUGUAUAUGUGGCAACGAGUCAAUAUGGUAAUGGCGUGCCCUGGGGUUUGGGUUUGUCCUGGAGGAGGAAGAAGAAGAAGCCUGUGCGUGUAUACAUGGACGGCUGCUUCGACAUGAUGCACUACGGCCACUGCAACGCUCUCCGGCAAGCGCGUGCUCUUGGCGACCAUUUGGUGGUAGGCGUUGUAAGCGACGCUGAAAUUAUCGCCAACAAGGGUCCUCCGGUUACCCCUCUCCAUGAGAGAUUGAUCAUGGUUCGUGCUGUCAAGUGGGUCGACGAGGUCGUAGAGGAUGCGCCCUAUGCGAUAACCGAAGAUUUCAUGAAGAAAUUGUUCGGCGAAUAUGACAUCGACUAUAUCAUUCACGGGGACGAUCCUUGUGUUCUCCCGGAUGGAAGUGACGCUUAUGCCCUUGCCAAGAAGGCUGGUCGCUACAAGCAGAUUAAGCGCACCGAAGGAGUCUCUAGCACCGACAUCGUUGGUCGUAUGCUUCUAUGUGUGAGAGAGAGAUCUAUUAUUGAGAAACACAAUCACUCUUCCUUGCAAAGACAGUUUAGCCACGGUCACAGCCAGAAAUUUGAAGAUGGUGGAUCUGGUAGUGGGACUCGGGUUUCCCACUUUCUUCCAACCUCCCGCAGAAUUGUUCAAUUUUCCAAUGGAAAGGGCCCAGGACCAGAUGCUCGCAUUGUCUAUAUAGAUGGUGCAUUUGAUCUUUUCCAUGCUGGACAUGUUGAGAUUCUUAGAGUUGCUCGAGGGCUGGGAGAUUUUCUUCUUGUUGGGAUACACAAUGAUCAGACUGUCAGCUCUAAACGUGGAGUGCACCGCCCCAUAAUGAAUCUGCACGAAAGAAGCUUGAGUGUUUUGGCUUGUCGCUAUGUAGAUGAGGUGAUAAUUGGUGCUCCACAGGAAGUGUCUAAAGACGUGAUCACCACAUUUGACAUCUCCUUAGUUGUUCAUGGAACCGUAGCAGAGGGCAAUGACUUUCUGGAGGAAAAAGAUAAUCCAUAUGCUGUUCCAAUUAGUAUGGGUAUCUUUAGAGUUCUGGAAAGCCCUUUGGAUAUUACAACUUCUACCAUAAUUAAGAGGAUUGUGGCAAAUCACGAGGCAUACCAGAAACGCAAUGAGAAGAAGGCGGCCAGUGAGAAAAAGUAUUAUGAGGAGAAGACUUUCGUGUCUGGUGAUUGAUUGAUGUCGGAUCAUCUGGGCACAUAGACAAGGCACAUUUGUCUAAGCUAUUAUUACCAUAGAACUAACAUAUGUAGUUCGGUUUGUAAGAGCAGUUGGAAUGAGAUUCUCAAGGCAGUGGUAGUAGCAGCAAAUUGGCAAAAGAAGAAGACCUGCAGAUUCAUUGAGACAGCUCGUAGCAUAUUUCCUAGAGUGUGCAUCUACUUGCUGCAAUGUGUAUGCAGUUUUUUCUUCCGACCUUCUUGCAAGAUAGAUUUUUGAAGAGAAGUCAAAACAUUAUUCUAUGGUAAUUUUUGUUUUCUUCUAGAGGUAUGGUUAUGAAGGCAGGUUUCCAUUUGGG
Tripterygium wilfordii is the source of this 1836-nucleotide messenger RNA. Its product is annotated as ethanolamine-phosphate cytidylyltransferase-like. NCBI's taxonomy places the organism in Eukaryota, Viridiplantae, Streptophyta, Magnoliopsida, Celastrales, Celastraceae. The record is from RefSeq and is a predicted model, not a curated record. Gene Ontology annotation, molecular function: ethanolamine-phosphate cytidylyltransferase activity. The transcript is spliced from 8 exons. Gene Ontology annotation, biological process: phosphatidylethanolamine biosynthetic process. Gene Ontology annotation, cellular component: cytoplasm. Bases 228 to 1496 code for a protein of 422 amino acids.